Messenger RNA from Fonsecaea pedrosoi CBS 271.37, 1128 nucleotides. RefSeq lists its product as uncharacterized. The record is from RefSeq and is a predicted model, not a curated record. The transcript has a single exon. Gene Ontology annotation, biological process: meiotic cell cycle; positive regulation of transcription by RNA polymerase II. The coding region runs from base 1 to 1128 and encodes 375 amino acids. Gene Ontology annotation, molecular function: DNA-binding transcription factor activity; DNA binding. Gene Ontology annotation, cellular component: nuclear chromosome. NCBI's taxonomy places the organism in Eukaryota, Fungi, Ascomycota, Eurotiomycetes, Chaetothyriales, Herpotrichiellaceae.
AUGGAGCGGAGACUGCCGUCUGACGGCGAGUUUCUGCACUUUCCGGAGCCAUCCUCGAGCCGAGGCACGGUGGCCCAGGCCGGGUUUGGCGGCGGCUACAAUCCCAUGCGUGAACCUGUCGUCACCCCAGAUGGCAUCGCCGCUCCAACGUCGUCGGGCAGUAUGCCGCGAGCGCCAGUGGAUGCAAACAGCGCCCACACCUCGAGGGAUGAUAUGUCGCCUGGAUUGAAGUUCGCCUGGGACGAUGUCUAUGUCGUCGAGGAUGGUCACUUCGUGGAUCCGCGGGAACUGGUCAGAUCAACCACUCUCAGUCUUCUUUUGAACAAGCGUUACUUGCCUGACACGCCAGAAUUCUUGCCCUUCAUACCUCGGGGCACCAUGUCAUACAUGUGUCCAAGUGGCGUCGAGGCCGAGUUCAAACUUUUGGGGGGCCUCCCGCUCGGCUUCUCUCUCGAGGAUGGUCAAUGGGUGACCCACCGGACACAAUACUUCGCAGCCACCGGCACUGUCACCAUCCGCCCUUGGUACCCCGCGAACCACUUGGUUUUCACCUCCGACGACGGCUGUACCUCUGGCUAUGUUGUUGGCUUCGGCCUGGGUAUCUCAGCCAAGCACGCCAAGGAAUACGAAUUCAGCGUCGCGCCAAAGCUGCUUCAAUUCACCGCAAAGCGCGUCAAGAAUGAGACUUGUGAACCCGAUAUCAUUGAUCUGAAUCCCUGCGAAGUAUCGGCAACACCUGAGGGCGAGGAGUUCCCCAACAUCUUGGUCAAUCGUGCCGACGCCAGAUGGGCCUCCAAGGAGGGCGUCACGCAACACACCUACGAGCGCUUACAGUUCACCAAGGCCACCAUAAACAGACAGACACAGAAGUUCUUCCAAGUGGAGAUGAUCCUGUACGCCAAGUUGGUCGAUCAGGCAGGAUACCCUGUCGAGUUCGGCACAACCUCGAACGGAUGGUCGAUCAUCGGCAGCAUGGAGUCGACGGAGGUCAUGGUGCGCGGCCGCAACAGGGGCUACUUCAAGGAGGUGGCGGAAAAGAAGACGGAAAGGAAGAAGGAAAGGUUGGCAAUGGAACAAGACAUGGAGGGUUCCUCUGAGUCAGACAGAACCAUGGUCAUAGAUGAAUAA